AUGGGAAGUGGAGAUUUGACAUGGGGUGAACUUGGGAAGGAGAAGCUCGGAGCUGCAGCUCGAAGCUUUGACGCCCUGAAAAUGUGUACAUCGGUACAAGCCACAACUACUGCCAACGGUACCCAAGUCAGGCACCAGUUUUGCUCCGGCGCCGCAGGUGAGGUGGAAACGUACUUUACCGACCAGUACAACGCUACGUGUAACGUACCUGAGCUAAUGGAAGGAACCUCGGAUACGUACUCCGUACCCGCUGUCUCGUUCCUCCCGUCCUUCCUUUCCCAUCUGAUUCUGACUGCCCGUGCCCGCACAUGUCGCACACCUCACCUCGAAAAGCUCUCUCUUCCGAGUCUCACUAUUCAAUCACUGCGCCUAAUCACCUCAAUUGUCAGCCCGACAACUUCGAUAUGGGAUGCUGCCGACUCGAUGGACCACCACAGCACCAAAGCUUCCACAGAGCAGAGCUCGGCUCUCCCACACCACGCACUAGCGCUGCAAAGUGUGCCAGGCAAUGUCGGCAGUAAUCGCACCUCCAAGACGCCCGCUUGCGCAAGCUCCAGCAAGCUGCUGGCCCGACCGCCGCUGACCAGCUUCGUCCUCGGCUGCUCGUUUCUGGGUCCUUCCCUUCACACCAAGAUUACAGGCGCCGUGGUCGAUCAGCAACAGAAUAACCCCAACUUUGCUGGCUGGGCUGGCCUGACAAAACACCCGAGGCUGGAUCAGAGAAGAGGAAGAAACUGGGACCUUGUGGUGCCGGGAAGAGGGAACCCCGGAUUCUCACAAUCGGCCAGAAUCUGCGCCGUGAUGGGCGCCACAAGUUCGAGAGGCGCCAGUCUAUGGACUCAUUGGCUGUCUGCAUUGCUGACGGCUGUCGCGAAUUGCGCUGAUGCUCCCGACCUUACGAACUACGCUCUGUGUAUGUCGCCUGUCACAUCUGGCAGCUUGUUGACACGCUCGUCAAGUUACGGAUACAACAAACAAAACACCGACUUGGGGCUGGGUACGAAGAUCGUCGUUUCGCCCACGGCCCAAAUGCCCGCUAUCGACCGUCUGCAUGGUCCGCAUAGCCUGACCGCGGCAGCCCGGAAACUCAAUUGGCCAGUCGUGGAGCUUCCCCAACCACUUUUCAGCUGCAAUCGCCCUUCCCGGCCACUUGUUUCCAGGGUUCUCAGGCCGGCGGCUGCUGCUGAGGCCCUGCGAAAAUCAGCAAUCGACCACUUCUCAAGUUCUCACACCAAUACGGGGGAUCCAAUACUGGGUCUCACACAUCGUGGAACACCUCCAUUGGACUGUCUGUCUGCAACCGCCGCACAACUCAUGCAAGUCGACGGUCGCACAUGCAAAACGAGGCUGGCUGGCGGCUUUGCUUUUUCCAGGGAGGCCUACGACGUGGCCAAGGCAAAGUACCCUACCUGCGGUCCUGCCUACCUCACGGAUCCCGCCCGCAGCGCCCGAGUGGGGCUUCAAACCAUUGAUGGAUCUCAGCAGUCAGAUUCCCCAUUUCCCCUGGAUCCAUCAGAGAGUCAUGGACACGCUGCUCCGUCCCAGUCUUGCUCUCCUAUGAGACUCUGGCACUCUUCAAUGGGAGAGGUUGGAGCUAUUCAUAAUCACCAGCCUCCCCGUCCUUGGAUCAUCCCAAUUGGCAUCAUAUUGUCAAUGGUUUCAAACCAAAGCCAUCAAACCAGACGAACCGGUCGGGGCACACGGGCGGGAGCUCCCCUGCAAAGCACCUGUACCCUUUCUUCGGCACUGGACGACCAUCGCUCUCCGCCGCCGACGGGAUCGAACAGAGGAUAA
This is a messenger RNA of Colletotrichum lupini, 1794 nucleotides long. RefSeq lists its product as uncharacterized. NCBI's taxonomy places the organism in Eukaryota, Fungi, Ascomycota, Sordariomycetes, Glomerellales, Glomerellaceae. The transcript is spliced from 9 exons. The record is from RefSeq and is a predicted model, not a curated record. Bases 1 to 1794 code for a protein of 597 amino acids.